Nelumbo nucifera (sacred lotus) is the source of this 1679-nucleotide messenger RNA. Its product is annotated as syntaxin-32-like. Gene Ontology annotation, molecular function: SNARE binding; SNAP receptor activity. NCBI's taxonomy places the organism in Eukaryota, Viridiplantae, Streptophyta, Magnoliopsida, Proteales, Nelumbonaceae. Gene Ontology annotation, biological process: vesicle fusion; endoplasmic reticulum to Golgi vesicle-mediated transport; intracellular protein transport. Gene Ontology annotation, cellular component: Golgi membrane; endomembrane system; SNARE complex. The record is from RefSeq and is a predicted model, not a curated record.
AGUUCAGGUAUUUGAGCACCAGAACGGCUGAGACGAGUUUUCUUUUUCCUCGCUUCCUGGUUCCUGCUGUUCGAUUUUCAUUUCCUUGUAUCUUCUCAAUUUCAUACUCUCUGUCGUUCUCUGCAAUUUUGGUCGGUAGUCGGGAAAAUGAUCGUCGAUCUCAUUAGGAAGAAGUUUGAAUUGGAAGCCCAAGGCUGCUGCUACACAUCAUUUUACAGUUUUCAAUCCGGCUUUGGGUGCGAAACCGGUCAGAAUCUGGAGGUGUUUCCAUUGAUUGGAUUCUUACAGGAAGAAAUUCGAGGUGAUUUUUGCGAUAUUAUCUUGUUUAAAGGUGGAUUUUACCAAAUUUUAAGGUUUAGUUCAAAAUGCCUGUGAAAUCCGCGCAGUCGUCGUAUAGGGAUCGAACGCAAGAGUUUCUCACUGUUGCAGAGAGGCUAAAGAAGUCGUUUUCAUCGGCGCCAAGUGUGCCGAGUAGUAGGUCGAAACCAGAGGGAUCGCGAUCUGCGGUCUCUAUUCAGUCGGAGUUCAACAAGAGGGCUUCAAAGAUUGGAUAUGGGAUCCAUCAGACAUCACAAAAGCUUUCGAAGCUUGCAAAAUUGGCAAAGAGAACAUCAGUGUUUGAUGAUCCAACAGUGGAGAUUCAAGAGCUGACAGCAGUUAUCAAGCAGGAUAUCACUGCACUCAACUCAGCAGUAGUAGACCUGCAGCUCCUAUGCAAUUCACAAAAUGAAGGUGGGAACAUCUCAACUGAUACUACUAGUCACUCAACCACGGUUGUGGAUAACCUGAAGAACCGCUUGAUGAGCACCACAAAGGAGUUCAAGGAAGUCCUUACCUUGAGGACAGAGAACUUGAAGGUCCAUGAGAACAGAAGGCAAUUGUUUUCUUCCACUUCUUCAAGGGAUGCCACUAAUCCUUUUGUUCGGCAGCGUCCAUUGGCUUCUAGGGUAGCUUCUAGUGCCUCAGCCACCCCUCCACCUCCAUGGGUCAAUGGGUCUGCUUCUUCAUCCCAGUUAUUUCCCAGGAAGCAGGCAGAUGGGGAGACCCAACCAUUGCUACAGCAGAAUCAGCAACAUCAACAGCAGUUGGUUCCAUUACAAGACAGUUACAUGCAGAGCAGAGCUGAAGCUCUUCAAAAUGUGGAGUCAACCAUUCAUGAACUGAGCAACAUCUUCACCCAACUAGCUACCAUGGUUUCUCAGCAAGGAGAGCUUGCAAUCAGGAUUGAUGAGAACAUGGAUGACACACUGGCAAAUGUGGAAGGGGCACAAGGAGCGCUGCUCAAGUACCUCAACAGUAUCUCAUCCAACCGGUGGCUGAUGAUUAAGAUAUUCUUUGUAUUGAUUGUAUUCCUAAUGAUUUUCCUAUUUUUUGUGGCAUAACAUUAUAUCAAGAAUAACUAAAAGAAGAAAUAGAAAGAAAGUGCCUUUUCAAAGGCCACGGGCCUGCUACUUACUUCAUUGCAUAUUUCUUUUCUUUUUCUUUCCAUUUCUUCCUUUUCUUUUGUUUGGACAUUUUAUAGCCACUAGCCCAAUUUACAGAGUCAAAUGAUCGAGUCUCAUCCAACAUUUCAAAAAUUAUAUUUGCAGUUUUGCACUGCCUUGUUGUACAUAACAUCAUAAGCUGUGACUGUGUGUAUGUACAAAUACAAUGAGAAGUCUACCAUUAUUCUUCCCUUA